This is a messenger RNA of Pisolithus orientalis, 921 nucleotides long. RefSeq lists its product as uncharacterized. The record is from RefSeq and is a predicted model, not a curated record. The transcript is spliced from 5 exons. The coding region runs from base 1 to 921 and encodes 306 amino acids. Lineage: Eukaryota; Fungi; Basidiomycota; Agaricomycetes; Boletales; Pisolithaceae.
AUGAUAGCAGCCCACCAUCUUCCUGAAGGAUUUACCUUCAACCAUGACCCAAGUCACAUGUGGAUGACAACAGCUACCCAGCUGCUGUCCUUUUGGCACAAGCAACAGGAAUCCCAUCCAAAUGAUGUGUUUCAAUUUCAGAAAUGGAUCAAUCAUUCUGGCAAGCUGCAGCCACCAGUGGAUAGAACUUUGGUACCCCUCCAGGUUGUGAGGCAGCAGAAAUACCAAAGACACCUGCCCCCAAAUGCAAAAAGAAUCCUGGAAGGAAAAAUGUCAAGGGCAAGGGUAAAGUGUAGGAAGAGGGAGUGGCAGAUGAUAGUGUGGAUGAUAGCAUGGACAACAGCAUGGAUGACAGUUUGGAUGAUCACAGCAAGGCUGAGGUAUCUGGCAGGAGGCAAAACCAUGCCAAGACACCAUUCCCUUCUCAUUCCUGCUCACAUCCCCCACCAGCUGAUGGUUCCCAUAGAAAGCAACAGCCAUGAAUCCAAUGAUGAAGCUGAUGAAGACACUUAUUUGCCCACCCUAUCCAAUUCAAAGAAAUCAGCAACAUCCCUGAAUACAAACCCUGAUCUGCACUCAGGGAAUGAGUACACAACUGAACUACAGGACCACUCAGAAUAUGCAGAUGAAGAUGGAUUGGAGAGCAUUCCUUUCACUGACCACCCAACUGAGGCUCUGUCAGAAUCAAGUGAGCCAGACAUGAAUCAACAUCAACCUGGGGCCAAAUACUCAUCCAAGUCCAACUGUAAUGGAUCUGUGACUGCAAAUGCAACAUCCACAAAUGUGAAACAGGGUGUCCCUGGGAGCACCUGGAAAUCACCUCAUGUCAGAAAGGCCCCUGCAAGGCCAGAUGCAGAUGUUCCAUCUCCUGAUGCAAAGAGAUUGUGCAAGCAAACAGGCAGCAAUCAGAAGCAGAAGUAG